Lentinula edodes (shiitake mushroom) is the source of this 1815-nucleotide messenger RNA. RefSeq lists its product as uncharacterized. The transcript has 9 exons. The record is from RefSeq and is a predicted model, not a curated record. Lineage: Eukaryota; Fungi; Basidiomycota; Agaricomycetes; Agaricales; Omphalotaceae. Bases 279 to 1436 code for a protein of 385 amino acids.
UACAUUGACGUGCAGUUCAUAAUAAUCUAUUCCCUUUCUUAAUUCCAAUCAUACUUUGGAGUUUACGGCUCGGAAAACUCAAUCGAUUGUUUUCAGAUUAUCCUGCAAACACGAGGGGAACACCUGGGAUCACGAGCACUUCGCUUCUGAAAUAACGAGUAGUUCGGCAAAACAAAAUUGUGAUAUAAAAACUGCACAUUCGAUCGGUAUCAUGUCCUUCAUCUGUUUUUCUGACCUAUUGCCAGAUACAAACAUCGUACUUCAUAAGUUGCAACAACAUGCCUAUUCCAACGGAAGUUGUAGGGAGCUUACCUCGUCCACACUACCUUCAACAAGCUUACGCGGAAUAUGACUCGGGAAAGAUUUCUAAAGAUGAAUUGAUCAAGCUACAAGAUAAGGCAGCUGCAGAUUCUUUGUCUCGUAUGCAACAGACUGGGGAGAUUUACAUCACGGAUGGAGAACAGAGAUCGAGCUCAUUCGCAACAUAUCCAGUUCUUGACUCUCUGGGUGGUACGGGUUUGAGCGAGACCCUAUCAGCAGAAGGCGGUCAAUAUUUCGCGAUAUUUGAUGACGGACAUCAUAGGAAGCUACCCAAACUCAUCCGAGGGCCUUUCAAAUACAAACACUAUGCAUGGCAGAACUUUCAAAAGAGUUCCCCUCUAAGCAACGGUCACCAGAUGAAGCAAGCGGUCAUUGCUCCAAGCAUGAUGUAUCUCCUGUAUCCCUUGAGUGAAGAGAUCGAAGGAUAUUCAAAGGAUCAAUUCAAAAGAGACGUUGUUGACGAGUGUGAAAAGGACAUUCGGGGAUGUUUUGAAGCGGGGGCGAAAAGAGUUUCCAUUGAUUUUACGGAAGGUCGUUUGGCAUUGAAGAACGACCCUCGUAACCCUUGGACAGGCGCAAGCCUUCUGGAGACGUUCAUCAAUCUGAACAACAGUGUCCUUGACCGCUUCUCUCCCGAGGAACGCGUUAACAUCGGUGUUCACUCUUGUCCAGGCGGAGAUUGUGAUUCUGUGCACUCCUCUGAGGUGCCAUACCAUACGCUCCUUCCGAGUCUGUUCAAAAUCAACGCAGGAUACUUUCUCAUACAACUCGCGUCCGAAAAUGCAGCAACGCGUGCAUCGAUCCAUCAAGAGAUCGGGAAGCACAUUCGAAGAGACGCCAAAGGGGUGAAACAAAUUGCAUUUAUCGGUGUGAUUAACCCACUUGAUCCUGUCGUCGAAACCCCUGAACAAGUCUGCGAGAGCCUAAUGGAGGCGAGCAAGUAUAUCCCUGUAGAUCAGUUAGGGGCAACAGACGACUGCGGAUUUAGUCCAUUCAGCAUAGAUAAAAAACCAAAGCAUGGUGGUAAUCCCGAUUUCGCGAGAGAUGUCGCAUUUCAAAAGAUUUCAGCGAGAGUUCAAGGAGCAAAAAUGGCCAGUGAAAAACUAGGUGCUUGAUGAAUGUGUUGAUCCUUCGUAGUCGUCUACAAGUACAUACCCUCCCACUACUAGCAUAUUACUCGUAGAUACCCGGUGUGGUAUGAAGCUGACUCAUAAGAAUUACAUCCCGAGGACAGCCGGCAAUGAAAUCGAAGACACCCCCAUUUGGCGAUAUAACCGUCUUGUCACUUGAGGUGUAAAUUGUUCUAGUUUUGAACACGAUCCACCAUCCCCAGCCUCAAAUUCUGACUGGUUUUUCUUUGACCAACUCUAUAACGUUUUCUGUUCUUUGAAAUCGAGCUUUCUGCACAUGUCUUCUACAGUACCAUCAACGACGACGGUUGCAACGGGCGCAACGAGUACAACACUGGUAAAGUAUUCAAGCCAAGGGGAAACU